CAAUCAUUUUACUACUAUAAUGCCUCAUCUGUUUUGCCAGUCACAUUCUUUGCUUCCUUAAGUACCAAGCAUUCAGAUGCCUUGCUUCAAUAACUCAGCUCUUUCUGUCAUUCACUUCUCUUAUAAAGGACCAAAAUUUUAAGGCAACCCUUGACAUGUGUAUGUACUUAACUGGCACUGCUCAGUAGUUUCUUAGAGGAGUGGCAUUGUCGCAUUCACCGAAAAGGAUUCGCAUCAGUGAGGCCAGGAACUUACCUAUGGCAUUGUUGAAGCAAAUUACUGAAAGAAUACUAGUCAUAUGGGCUCUGAUUACUAGCUGGUCGAAGUAUCAAAGAAACCGUGAAGGAAAUAUGGAACUUCUGAACAGAUUGUUAGAAGAGCUAGAUAGCCAAACUGCAGAUAUAGAGCAAAAGCUAGACGCUGAGCCUCCUCAUCCAAUCGAAAGACAAGAAGAUGAAGUCUAUGUGUGGUUGGAAAAUGUGGAAAGGAUCAAAACUGAAGUGCAAACCAUUUACCAAAUCGCUGAAAGGAACUAUCUCUCACGGGAACAUUUCGGGAAGCUUGUUAAUGAAAAAGUUGUAGAGGUUAAGGAGUUGCUCCAGGAAGGAAAAUUGUACACUGGGAUUUCCGAGGAGAAGAGUUUCAAGUACUUGAUCAUUGGUGGUGGAGUUGCAGCUGGAUAUGCAGCCAGGGAGUUUGUCAAACAAGGGCUCAAGCCAGGUGAGUUAGCAAUCAUAUCAAAAGAAGCAGUGGCGCCUUAUGAACGUCCUGCGCUUAGUAAGGCCUACCUGUUUCCUGAGGGAGCUGUAAGACUUCCAGGGUUCAAUGUCUGCGUUGGAAGUGGAGGUGAGAGGCUGCUACCUGAGUGGUAUGUGGAGAAAGGUAUUGAAUUAAUUCUUAGUACAGAAAUUAUCAAAGCAGAUCUUGAUUCGAAGAUACUCACCAGUGCAGCUGGGAUGAAAUAUAGUUAUGAUAUUUUGAUAAUUGCAACUGGUUCCAGAGCACUAAGGUUGACAGAGUUUGGAGUACACGGAGCUGAUGCAAAGAACAUUUUCUACUUGAGAGAAAUCAGUGAUGCUGAUAAGCUUGUAGAAGAAAUUAGAGCCAAGAAAAAGGGAAAGGUAGUAGUUGUUGGAGGAGGAUACAUUGGUCUUGAAGUUGGAGCUGCUAUGAGAAUCAACCAGUUUGAUGUUACCAUAGUUUAUCGCGAACAAUUGUUCAUGGCACGGCUUUUCACUCGAGAGAUAGCUGCUUUCUAUGAGGCUUACUAUGAAAACAAAGGAAUCAAACUCAUCAAAGGUACAGCUGCUGUUGCCUUUGAUUCUGGUGCCAAUGGAGAGGUAAAAGCAGUCAAACUCAAGGAUGGUAGGGUGCUUGAAGCUGACAUUGUUGUUGCUGGUGUUGGUGCAAAACCUCUCAUUGAGUUAUUUGAAGGGCAGCUUGAUAAAGCUAAAGAUGGAAUCAAAACUGAUGGAUUCUUUGAAACAGAUGAUCCCGACGUAUAUGCAGUAGGCGAUGUGGCUACUUUCCCUAUAAAGUUGUACGAUGACAUGAGAAGAGUUGAGCAUGUUGACCAUGCUAGGAAAUCAGCAGAGCAAGCGGUAAAAGUUAUCAAGGCAAGUGAAGAAAAUAGAUCUAUUCCAGAGUAUGAUUGUCUUCCAUACUUCUAUUCGCGCGUAUUCAAUCUUUCGUGGUCGUUUUAUGGAGACAAUGUGGGCAAUCCUGUGCUAUUUGGAGACAACAAUCCGGCAUCAGCGAAACCAAAGUUUGGAACAGCAUGGAUUAAGAAUGGGAAGAUUGUGGGAGUUUUCUUAGAGGGAGGGACAGCUGAAGAAAACAAGGCUAUUGCCCAAAUUGCAAGGGUCCAACCGCCAGCUGAGAAGUAUUUGGAUCAGCUGAGAAAGGGUGAUUAUUUCUUUGCUUGAAAGAUGGUUAAGAACCCUUCCCACUUAUAAACUGAAACUCUGCAAAGUACCCUGUAUAAACUAAAUUGAUGCAUGAUUUGUGUUUUUGUUUUGUUUCUGCUGUAAAAGUUAAUGUGUGCUCUCGAUUAUGGUUGUCUUUGCUUGUCUAUAGUAUUCAUUUGAUUGCUAAUAA
Rosa chinensis is the source of this 2097-nucleotide messenger RNA. Its product is annotated as monodehydroascorbate reductase. The record is from RefSeq and is a predicted model, not a curated record. Gene Ontology annotation, molecular function: flavin adenine dinucleotide binding; oxidoreductase activity, acting on NAD(P)H. The transcript has 2 exons. The coding region runs from base 258 to 1925 and encodes 555 amino acids. Gene Ontology annotation, cellular component: cytoplasm. Lineage: Eukaryota; Viridiplantae; Streptophyta; Magnoliopsida; Rosales; Rosaceae.